Nicotiana tabacum (common tobacco) is the source of this 2692-nucleotide messenger RNA. Lineage: Eukaryota; Viridiplantae; Streptophyta; Magnoliopsida; Solanales; Solanaceae. The record is from RefSeq and is a predicted model, not a curated record.
UAUCUUCACUCACUCUCACAGUUGCACUCUCAGUCUCAUGUGUUAUAUCUUCGCUUCAUUCAACUUCCACCACUAAUACCCAUUCCCCAGUUCCUCUACAAAGUUCCCUUUUUUAACCUCUUUUACACAUUUUCAUGAUAUAUACCAACCUUUUUUUCUUGUUUUUUGUUUUGUGAAGCUACAUAUUCUUGACUUACUUACUCAUGCAAAAUCGAUCGUCUGCAUUUGAGAUGUAAUUCUUGUUAAAUGGGUCUAGAAAAAUAUUUCAGCUGGUUGAUUUUGCUUUCUUGGGUUUUCCUGGUUCUGAGUUUCAGAGUAAACUGCUCAGAGGUUUCUUUGAAGUUAUUGAGGACACCUCGCGCAUUUUCAAACCGGAAUUUUGCUAAAUUUGCUUUUCAAGUUUUGGUGAGUGGCAAUGGUGACAUUUGUGCGGACUGCUCCACUUAUUGCAAGCUGGAUGAUCACAUCCCUUCAGUUUGUGCAAGUGGAGAAAUUUUGUACACACGGUUGUUAGACGGAAAUCAUACUUUUGAAGUUUGCACCAAUGGAUCUCAUGGAGCUGGAUGCUCUCGUUAUAACUGGACUGUUGACACUAUUCCUCCUACAGCCUACAUUACCGCACCAACAUCUUUUACAAAUGCUUCAAAUGUUUCAGUGAACAUAUCUUUCAGCGAGCCAUGUUGGACCCAAGGUGGUUUUGGAUGCUCUUCCACGAAUUCCUGCAAUCUUCUUGUUUAUGGCCCUGGACAGGUCGUACCAAACACACUCAAUGUUAUUGAGCCAGAUCUUAAAUUUUCUGUUGUCGUGAGUCUGUCUACACGUGAUCAGUAUGGAAGAGUGGUCGUGGUAAUGGAUAAAAACUUCUGUUCAGACUCUGCUGGAAACAAAUUUAAAAGGACAGAAAAUUCAAGAAUAUUUAUGCAUUUUGAUAGAAGGUCAGUGUCCGUUGACAUAAGGACUCAAAUACCUGAAAGGCUACUACAGAUUGACAGAGAAACGAGAACAGUGCUAGCUACAAAUAGAACUGAGAACAUGAAGGUGUAUUUGUACUUUACAGAACCUAUUGUCAAUUCAUCUACUGAAAUUUUGAAUUCUCUGAACAUAAGUCAGGGGUUGGUUACUCCCAUUAGUGGAAAUAGUUUGGGAGAACGUAGAUUUGGCUUUCAGAUUAAAGGCAUAUCACAGAUGGCCAUAGUCACAUUGAGCCUAAGAUCAAGCUUAUUAUUGAGCAGACAGGGAACCUCCGUAGCUCCAGUAACUCCAGUUACUUUUCUAUACGAUAUGCAACGGCCUGCUGUCAGCUUGAGCACAACAUCUAGGAUGAGAACUUGUGAAGAGCAAAUUCCUGUAUGGAUAAAGUUCGUUAAGCCUGUAUUUGGAUUUAAUUCUUCACAUGUGUCCAUCACUGGAGGACAUUUGCAGAGCUUUCAAGAAAUGAGUAGAAGCAUUUACAUUGUCAAUAUACAAGCGAGGGAAGAUUUUGUUUCUGUGAGCAUCCCGGAAAAUGUAACCGGUGAUGUUGCUGGAAACAGAAACCUACAAUCUAAUGUUCUCCAGCUCCUGCACUAUACUGUACCAUCAAUAUCUCAAGUGCUUUCCAUCUUUGCAACUGCUGCUUUCGUGGUAACAUCUUUUGCAGCAGGGCUCCUCACUGUGUCAACUGCGAGCCUCCAAUCUGUUGGUGCAUACUCAAGACCAAGCUCUUUUAUGACAUCUGAUCCUGCUAGAAAUCUUUUUAGAAUAGCUUGUCACAUUCAGGUAUUUGCAUUGACGAGAUGGUUGCCAGUUACAUUGCCAGUUGAAUACUACGAAUUUGCUAGAGGCCUGCAAUGGAGUGUUCCCUACAUGAGGCUCCCAUGGGAAACUGGAAGCACGUUUCCAUUCAUGAUGGGACCGAGUUCCCCGACAAACUCACAUUCAUACGGCUCUAAAAUUCAUGAUUUUGGAAAGAAAACAGACAAAUACAAUGUGGACAAAGCUUCAGGAUUAUAUGGGCUGCCACUUAGUCCUAUGGAAUAUAGGUCAAUCUUCGAGAGCCAGAAUCUUCUUCCGGAAGCUCAGUAUAUCCUGGAUCCACAAUAUUCAAGUGGGUGGAGAGAUUUUAACAGAAGCAUGUUUUGGUUAGCCGUUAUUGGAGGCAGCUUGAUAUUGCUUCAUGUUUUGCUCCUUUUUAUUUUAAAGCUGAGAAAGGACACAGGAAAAAAGUGGAGCUAUGGAGCUUUGGUCUUUCCAAGAUUUGAGAUCUUCCUUUUAAUUCUGGCUAUACCUUGCAUUUGCAAAGUCUCAGUAAAUAUAGUUAAAGGUAUUUCCAAUUCAUAAGCACUAUGUUCCUUUAUGCAUUAUGCCCUAUAGCAUUGUGUUGCAACGAGUGCAUUCCACCUGAAACACAUCAAUUUUCACAUCUAAAAAUGAUGAGAUAUAUCUGUAGUGACUGAUCCCCAAUACAGUACAUAUCUAUAACAGUUAGACGCUACUUACCUUAAUCAGAUAUUGACCAGGUCAGUAGAUUCAAAGCAUUACAGCUCUUAGAACUGUGAUUUCUGAAAGAUUGUGAUUUGCAUAGAUUUUGUCACAAUGAGUUAAAACUGCCAGUAGAUCAUUACUGCUGAAGCUAAUAGAUAUUACCUGCAUAAUUGUCGUAGUUGUGUUUGUUGAAUUUGACAAAAUGUUUGUCCCACAUCGGUGGGAAAAC